Molecule: messenger RNA, 810 nt
Organism: Clupea harengus (Atlantic herring)
Lineage: Eukaryota; Metazoa; Chordata; Actinopteri; Clupeiformes; Clupeidae
Exons: 2
Coding region: 1-810 (269 amino acids)
Source: RefSeq, a predicted model, not a curated record
AUGAACUCGGUGGACAGAGACCUGGAGAAGAGAGACUCGGAGAAGAGAGACUCGGAGGAGAGAGACGGAGGGAGGGACUCAGACGAGCACCGCCCCAGCAGUCCUGACGAGCUGGAGUGUAAGAUCUGCUACCAGCGCUACUCUGCCCACGGCCGGCGGCCCAAGCUGCUGGGCUGUCUGCACCGCGUGUGUGCCCGCUGUCUGCGGCGCAUGCUGGACCUGGGCUCUGCGCCCGACUGCGUCAGCUGCCCCUUCUGCCGCCACGAGACGCCGCUGGGUCAGCUGAACGUGGCCGCGCUGCCCGACGACGCCAACCUGAUGGGCCGGCUAGCGCGGCGCGACACGCACACGUCCUGGAGCUCCGAGCACCGCGAGGUGCUGCUCACGCCGGACGGGCUUGCCGCAUUCCAGAGCCCCGCCCACGAGCCCAGCCAAGACACCUGCCUCGUCAUCACCAUUAUGGAGGUGCAGCGCGACAGCCUCCCUGGUCGCCAUGGAGAUGCGUUGUCCACUUCGUCGUCGGAGGGCAGCCUGGACUCGGCGUCUCUGGGCUCGGCGGGCGGGCGGGCGGACCGGGAGCAGGACGGGCUGUCAAAGCUGUGCGCCCAUGUGCCGCGGGUGCUGGUCUGGCUGCUGGGCUGCUUCUACUUCGGCUCGCUGCCGCUGGGCAUCUACCUGCUGGUCAUCCAGCGCGUCACACUGGGCAUCGUGUGCGUCAGCCUCGUGCCCACCAGCCUCACCGUCUGCCUGGUCUACGGAUUCUGCCAGUGUCUCUGCCAGGGCCUCUGUGACUGCUCACCCAGGACAUGA